Molecule: messenger RNA, 612 nt
Organism: Rhizophagus irregularis DAOM 181602=DAOM 197198
Lineage: Eukaryota; Fungi; Glomeromycota; Glomeromycetes; Glomerales; Glomeraceae
Source: RefSeq, a predicted model, not a curated record
AUGUCUACUAUUCGAGAGGGAUUAAUUCAUGCAACAAUCAAUAAAGCAAUUACAUUAAUUGAUUAUAAUAAUUACGAUAGUGUACACAAACAAUUUGAAUUUGUAAAACAAACGAUUCUUGCUGAUAAUUCUCUUACAAAUGAUGAAAAAAUUGAAGCAAUAAGUUCAUUUAAUAAAGAUUGUAAUCGAGAAAAAAUUGUUCGUAAUGAAGGGACAAGAAGAAUUUGUGAAACUUGUAACCAAAAAUGUUUGGCUAUAUCAUAUUGUGAAUAUUGUGUCCAAAAUUAUUUAAAAACAAAAUUUUCAAGUUGGUCAUCUGGAAAUAAUAAUAUUGAUAAUUUAAUACAAAAAUGUCAAAUUGAGUCACUUAUGCCAGAUAUGAUAGUUGAAUGGAUUCCAUAUAAUAAUUUACAAAAUAUUGAAUGUCUAACCAAAGGUGGAUUUUCUGAAAUUUAUACAGCAACUUGGAUUAAUGGAGGAUAUGAAGAAUUGGAUUCUGAGAAUCAUCAAUUACAAAGAUUUGGAACUCAUCAUGUAAUACUAAAAGAGUUAGGAAAUAUUGAAAAUGCAAGUCAAAAUUGGUUUGAAGAGGAUUUAAUGUUUAAAUUAUAA